Molecule: messenger RNA, 4288 nt
Organism: Silurus meridionalis
Lineage: Eukaryota; Metazoa; Chordata; Actinopteri; Siluriformes; Siluridae
Product: guanine nucleotide-binding protein G(s) subunit alpha-like
Exons: 12
Coding region: 1471-2610 (379 amino acids)
Biological process (GO): adenylate cyclase-activating dopamine receptor signaling pathway; sensory perception of chemical stimulus
Cellular component (GO): heterotrimeric G-protein complex
Molecular function (GO): D1 dopamine receptor binding; ionotropic glutamate receptor binding; GTPase activity
Source: RefSeq, a predicted model, not a curated record
CCCGCGAUUUCAGCGUCGCUGACGUUCCGGAGGGUCAUGUGAUCUGCUCCGUUCCCAGGGUUCCGUGAGAGCCUAUUUGCCCCACCCCACCUCUUCAUUGCUGCCUAAAGAUUGCUUUUGCCCUGCUCUCGGACUGAGACCGGAGAGAGAGAGAGCGCGAGAACGCUAGACAGACGGACAGACGGGACAAGAGGGGAAUAAAAAGAAUUAGCGUUAAAAAUAAAGCAUUGUAUGGGUCACCGGGGCAGCGGCAGCAGCUCGCCGAGGGACUCGCGCGCACAACGUGGAGGAAUGUGAGAGAGCGAGUGAGCGCGCGCGCGGGCGGGUUCACAUCUCAACCGGCCUUCUGCACGUGCGCGAGGAGGCGCAGCUCCUCCGGAACGCUGAGAGCCCGAAGCCGAGGCUGGCAGCGCCGAGCUCCGAGAGCCGCUUAAAAACCCACACAUCCCCCUCGUUCGGUCUGUUGGAGCGUGUCGGGGUUGGGACUCCUGGCUUUUGGGGGUUGUUUUUUUCCAACGCGAAAGGACAGAAAGACCCUGAAUUUCAGUAGAAGCUAAACUAACGAAGGCCCCUUGGAUCGGAGCGGGGUGGGGGGAGCAACAGCAGCAGACGCCGCCAUCGCAGAAACGGGCGAAAAAAAAAUGAGCAUAAAUUGAGUUCUUCUCAUUUUCAAAACGAAUCCACGGAUUUAGGAUUGUUCCUAAACACGACGGGACAUGUUUUGUGAUUCUUAUGUCUGUGUAUGUAACGAGAAAAGCACGAAGAAAAAGCAGAGUUGUAGCUAAAAUAAUUUCUUGCUAGCCAGCUAGCUCGGCUACACGACCGCCACUUGCGUGGAUCCGGGCUCCGUGUAGGAAACGAGACGAGGGCCUCGCUGUGCUGAAAUGCUUAAAAGCGAACCGGAGCCGUGUGGAUGUGUGUGUCAGCGCUCCAGGAAACCGCAACGAGUUGUUUCUUUCAGCCGCUGCUUUGGCUAAAACCCGUUUCGUGACAUGAGCUCGUCUUUUCUUCAGCUCUUCGUUGGAAAGUUGAGGGUGGAGGCCUCAAGUGAGCACUGGAUGGAUCUUACGCGUCUUUGAGCGGGUCUAGGACGUGAGCGUUAGCGUCUAUCCGGGGGAAUUAAACCUCUGUGGCCUAUUUCUGUUUAUUAUAAAAGAACUAUAGAACGAACAAUAGAAAGAACAAAUCAGACUGGUUUUCCUCUUUCACUCAGAGCUCUGAAAACAGGCAGAAUGAACUCGUUAGUCAUACAUCAAUGUCAUGGCUGAAAUGGUCACUGAGGCAGGCUGUAGGUUCCAUCGCGACCACUUGGACCAUGUCUAGUCCACAUGUCCUCAGCAGUGCGAGUCAUUUCGUGGAUCGAGCACAACUAGAAUAAGCUUGUUCGUUUGUUUUUGGUUUUUUUCUUUCUUUAUUAUCUCUUUUUCUACGCCGUCACAUUUCCCCUGGACCUCCUUUUCCGCGGGAAAGAUGGGCUGCUUGGGCAACAGCAAGACCGAGGAUCAGAGGAACGAAGAGAAGGCGCAACGGGAAGCGAACAAGAAAAUCGAGAAACAGCUUCAGAAAGACAAGCAGAUUUACCGGGCCACGCACAGACUGCUACUACUGGGUGCAGGAGAGUCUGGGAAGAGCACUAUUGUCAAGCAGAUGCGGAUUCUGCAUGUUAAUGGCUUCAAUGCUGAAGAGAAGAAACUGAAGAUUCAAGACAUUAAGAACAACAUUAAAGAGGCCAUAGAGACUAUAGUUGCUGCUAUGACUACUCUAGCGCCACCCGUCCAGGUUGCCUGUCCUGAAAACCAGCGAAGAAUUGAAUACAUAACCAACUUAUCUAAUCAGAAGAACUUUGAGUUCACACGUGAAUUUUAUGAGAAUGCAAAAAAGCUAUGGCAGGAUGAUGGAGUGAAGGCCUGUUAUGAGCGUUCCAAUGAGUAUCAACUGAUCGACUGUGCACAGUACUUUUUAGACAAAAUAGACAUUGUGAAACUAAGUGACUACACACCAUCUGACCAGGACCUGCUCAGAUGCAGAGUUCUGACGUCUGGGAUUUUUGAGACAAGAUUCCAGGUGGACAAAGUAAACUUCCACAUGUUUGAUGUGGGUGGGCAGAGAGAUGAGCGUCGGAAGUGGAUUCAGUGUUUUAAUGAUGUAACUGCCAUCAUCUUUGUAGUGGCCAGCAGUAGCUAUAAUAUGGUCAUCCGAGAAGACAAUCAAACCAACCGCCUCCAAGAAGCACUUAAUCUCUUCAAAAACAUCUGGAACAACAGAUGGUUGCGGACGAUCUCUGUAAUUCUCUUCCUGAAUAAGCAGGACCUCUUAGCUGAAAAGGUCUUGGCUGGAAAGUCAAAAAUUGAAGAAUAUUUUCCUGAGUUUGCGCGCUACACCACACCAGACGACGCAAGCCCCGAGCCAGGAGAGGAUCCGCGAGUCACGAGGGCGAAAUAUUUUAUCCGGGACGAGUUCCUGAGGAUCAGCACAGCAAGCGGCGACGGCCGUCACUACUGUUACCCACACUUUACAUGCGCAGUGGACACGGAGAACAUUCGUCGUGUCUUCAACGACUGCCGAGACAUCAUCCAGAGAAUGCACCUCCGCCAGUAUGAGCUCUUGUGAUCAGAUGAGCUCCAAAGGCAGACUUUUAAAAUAAGCCAGACUUUUGAAAAUCUUGUGUUUUGGUGGAGUUUGAGAGUGAUGGAUCGUCUAACAGCUGUGGGCUUUGGGCCCCUUGACACCACACACACACACACACACACACACACACACUCACUCACUCACUAAAUCAUGCUGUUGAGGACCAAAUAUCAUGCAGUAUCCAUUUGAAGCAGCAGCUCCGUUUCAAGGCAGUUAACUGCAUAAACACAUACUGACUAAGACAUAAUCAAAAGUUUAUUUAAAAGUCAAAGUCAUAUGAUCAUUUACAUAAGUAGUUGGCGUACAGACGUAUCUAAAAUUGCUCUACCUGACAAAAUUGUACUCCUACAAACACAGCUUACAGUCUCUAGUUUUGCUUCUUGUCAGCUCACCCACUCAUCAGUGUGUGUGUGUGUGUGUGUGCCAAAACAUACACACACACACCCCCACACACACCGCUGACCCCUGCAGUACCCGAGAGUCUUGAGCUAAUUUGUGAUGGCCCCACUUCUGGACCUGAAUCACAGGACUUUGCUUGAGUGUGUUUUGAGUUUUCAGUUGGCUGGAUCAGCUUUACAUGCCAUCCAUUGUCCUCUCUAAUGGAGAGAAGGAUGAUUUCUUACCAAAUGCUAGAAGAGCAGGACAGGCUGCAGUAACAAGAUGGACACUUGAGACACUAUUCGUGUGACUUGCUAGCUGCUUAUGGAACGAUAAACUUGAAAGAUCGCAACUCUCCACUCCGCUUCCCCAAUCCCUUCUUUCAUCUACUAAUUUAAUGCAAAUAAUUUGAUUGAGAGCACUCUUGCUUUUUUUUUGGGGGGGGGGGGACACAGACACACAGAGACAUGCACACCAGGUAAAGAUGACUUUUUGCCAAUGGAAUACUGUUUCCUUCUACCGUAUUUCCUAUUGGUCACUCUUGCCAUUUUCCCCAGUUCUUCUUUUCCUGUUCUCCUGUUCUCUCUUCCCCUCCCACCCUCUAUUUUAUUGCUGGACUAUUAUUCUUGUACAGACUGCAAAAUGUAUUAUUUUGUACUUUAUUGAAAGAAAAGACUUGUAGAAGUUCCUGUGCCUUGAUCACAACACUGCGUGUAAAAAGAAAAAGAAAAAAAAGAGCUAAAGGCGUAAGGUAUGUUUGCGCUGUAUUGCUUAGCGUCUUAGCCAUCUAUCCAACCAAUCAUUUGAGCCUAUUUGUUGCUCUUGCUCUACUCUCUCUCUCUUUCUCUCUUUUUCUCUGUCUCAUGACUCUGCUUCUCCCUUAUUGUGUUAUUCCAGAUUGCUUUACAUUCACAUACCCCCUUCUGCUUCCUGAAGAGAGAAAUAAUAAUUAGAACACGUAUGGAUGUAAAAACGAACAGCUUCUUGGUUUUAAUUGAAACAAGCAAAUGACUGCAUCAACUGUGUGCACCACUUCAUGUUUUGUGCAUUACUUCAAUUGCAGUCCUGUUUCCAGGGGACUGGAAGAUGACCUUAAUGUUUUAUUUCAGUUUUAGCUUUAAAGUUAAGGGGGGGGGGGCUAUCCAAUGCAAAACCUGGUUUGUUUCUACAUUAUUCCAUUUUUCCUAACUAAAGAAGCUAAAAUAGUUCUGUUUUGAGUCAUUCUUGGCUGUGUUUUAAGGUAAUCAUUGUGUAAAGAGAAUAUUAAAUAUGAUUAUUAUAA